AUGGAGAAUCAAGGACUUUCACAACAACUAUCACCGAAUAAUGGGAUAGACAACAGUUACUUUCCCACCUAUAAUCAUUAUAGGGCGAGACGGACAUCCUUGGAAAUUCCUCACGAAGAAGAAGAAAUGUCACUUGACGGGGAUUCAACAUUUUUUAACUAUCACAAUCGUGACAAUUACAAUAAUACGAAUAUCACAGCAGAAACGAUAUACAAAUCUUUGCUUCAAAGGAAACCCGGCGGUUCGGUAUACAGUUAUUCAGCAGCAUCAUCAGCCAGGGCAAAAAUACAACGCUCUCAAAAUGUUCGUAAACCAGACAGAGUUGAAGUACCUAAAGAUGGAAAUCUGAGCGGGCUUUCUUGCAGAGACAUUUGCUCUGUAUUAAGUUGCAUGAAUUUUAAUCCGUCGAUAAUUGCUCGAAUCAAAAACCACAGAAUAAACGGCAAAUCAUUUGCUAAACUCACAGACGAUGACCUGAGAGACUUAGGAAUCUACAAUCCUGUUAUUCAACACUUUCGGAAUAAGAGCAAACGAAAACAUGGCAUAUUUAUGUUAUGA
Molecule: messenger RNA, 558 nt
Organism: Acanthosepion pharaonis
Lineage: Eukaryota; Metazoa; Mollusca; Cephalopoda; Sepiida; Sepiidae
Source: the annotation of a GenBank genome assembly